This is a messenger RNA of Zasmidium cellare ATCC 36951, 1368 nucleotides long. RefSeq lists its product as uncharacterized. NCBI's taxonomy places the organism in Eukaryota, Fungi, Ascomycota, Dothideomycetes, Mycosphaerellales, Mycosphaerellaceae. The record is from RefSeq and is a predicted model, not a curated record. The coding region runs from base 1 to 1368 and encodes 455 amino acids. The transcript is spliced from 2 exons. Gene Ontology annotation, molecular function: oxidoreductase activity, acting on the CH-OH group of donors, NAD or NADP as acceptor; oxidoreductase activity, acting on the CH-CH group of donors, NAD or NADP as acceptor; NAD binding. Gene Ontology annotation, biological process: polysaccharide biosynthetic process.
AUGAAGCUGAAAUCGUUGCCUCAUCAGAUUCUGCGUCUACCAGAAACACCACCUCUCACUCCUCCUUGCGAGCCCCUCUCCACGAGGUCCUCGUGCGAUUAUCUUGGUGACCUGGCACUCUCCACGAAAUCAGACCCAUCCUCCUACGCCAACCCGGUUGUAGCAGUCAUCGGUACAGGAUACGUGGGACUUCACCUCGUCGAAGCAUUCUCGUCGGCAUACGAAGUUAUCGCGUUCGAUGUCUCCCAACGUCGCCUUGACACAAUUGGUUCAACUCUGCCAGCAUCAGUCUCAUGCACAUCCAACGCCGCCGACCUCACACGAGCAACACACUUCCUCAUUUCUGUUAGCACGGUCAUCGACGAACGACAGAAUAUCGACACGGCUUGCACCCGCAAAGCCAUUCAAACCAUUGAGACCUACGCUCGUCCGGGAUCAACGAUUGUCAUCGAAAGCUCUGUGGCUGUUGGAAUGACAAGGGACUUGCUGUCGUCACUGAUGGAAACGAAGGGCCUCAAAUGUGGAAUGUCUCCAGAGCGCGUCGACCCAGGACGAACAUACCCACACUACACGACCAUCCCAAAGAUCAUCUCGGGCCUCGACGGCGCAUCACUCCAAUCAAUCCAGUCACUCUACUCCGCAGUCUUCCACAACCUCGUUCUCGUCUCGAGUCCCGAAGUCGCCGAAAUGACCAAACUCUACGAAAACUGCCAAAGAAUGAUGUGCAUCGCCUACGCAAACGAAAUGGCAGACGCCUGCACACAGCUCUCACAGUCCCUCUCAGAGAAAUACAGCACACACGAAAAGCGACGGCUGUCGAACACAAUCGCAAUCGACCCCCUAGAAGUCUCCCGCGCAGCAGCAACUAAGCCUUUCGGCUAUAUGCCGUAUACGCCCUCCCUCGGUGUCGGCGGCCACUGCAUCCCCUGCAAUCCAUACUACCUCUUCUCCAACUCCUCCUUCCCCUUACUCGAGGCCUGCACAGACCGGAUGCGAGAGCGUCCGGCUCGCAUUGGCGACGAACUCAUGACGAAACUUCGCAAUCAGUCCUCUGGACGGAAACAUAUCCUCGUCGUCGGCUUAGGAUUCAAGCGGGGACAAUCUGUGCUGUCGCAUUCGCCUGGGUUGGCGCUCGCGACGCAUUUGCUGAGCAAUUAUAAUGUUUAUGUGGCGUUUGCGGAUCCGUUGGUUGAGCAGGCUGCUGUGCUAUCGAUUCCAAAGUUGGAUGAGGCGGAUUGGAACGUGCAGACGUUACUGCAGUUUAAUGGGAUUGUGGUUGCUGUCGACCAGCCCGGCCUUGACUGGUCUGUUGUAAAGGAGGUUGAGGCUCAGGGUGCACAUGUGGAGUGGUUCUGCAGCGUGUCAUGA